Messenger RNA from Aspergillus fijiensis CBS 313.89, 1480 nucleotides. RefSeq names its product nicotinate-nicotinamide nucleotide adenylyltransferase. The transcript has a single exon. Gene Ontology annotation, cellular component: nucleus; cytoplasm. Gene Ontology annotation, molecular function: ATP hydrolysis activity; nicotinamide-nucleotide adenylyltransferase activity. Bases 350 to 1207 code for a protein of 285 amino acids. NCBI's taxonomy places the organism in Eukaryota, Fungi, Ascomycota, Eurotiomycetes, Eurotiales, Aspergillaceae. The record is from RefSeq and is a predicted model, not a curated record.
UACGAGUAAGUUAGAGCGCAAGUCUUCAAGUUGCUCUGCAGCCACCCGUCGGAAAGACAAACGAGAGGGAAAGAAAGGGUCCGAUGGUUGACUGUCGAUCCGCUUCUUUUCCUUCCAUGGAUUUCGGGCAAUUCUUCCCGUUUGUCCCACUCUGGGCGGUCGGCCAUUUUUGCCGUGGUUUUCGGUUCGGUUGCGGCUCUGACGCUGCAAGCUGGAAUGUUUCGAACUGCCGUGAACUUACCUGCUUUUCUGCCCCUCAUUGUUGUUCUUGUUGUUGUGUGUUCUUCUUCGUGCAUGAAAGCAUCUCCAAGAAUAGCCACUGGGUCAAACAUCGUCUAACGGAUCGACUAUGGAAAGACCCCCCUUCCAGUCCCUGCAGGCACAUUAUGCUUCCCGCUUAAAACAGUUCCAAACAUCAGAUCGGAACUUUGAAGUUCUGGCCUCCGUCUCACCCGACGACCAUGACCCUGCUUCCAGUCCCGACGUCUUGUACGUGCUUGACUCCUCUUUCAAUCCACCGACGCUCGCACACCGUCGGAUUGCCUGCUCGGCUCUUUUAGAGGACACCAGCUGCGCUCCGCGGCUCCUCUUGCUAUUGGCGACGCAGAAUGCGGACAAACCAUCUAAACCCGCUUCUUUCGAGAACCGCCUAACCAUGAUGGACUUGUUCGCUCGCGACCUUCUUUCGCAUUUACCGUCUGCAAGUCCUCCAGGCACUCGCCAGAUCCUUCCAGUAAUAGACAUUGCCGUCACAAAAAAGCCAUACUUUGUGGAUAAGGCGGCGGAAAUAGAGCGGGCGGGGGUAUACCCCCACUCGCUGGAACAAGUCCAUCUUACGGGCUACGAUACCUUGAUUCGCAUCUUCGAUCCCAAGUACUAUCCUCCAGAGCACACCCUGCAGUCGCUGGAGCCCUUCCUGUCCCAGCAUCGGUUACGGGUGACCUUGCGCCCUGAUAGCAGCUGGGGCAGUCGGGACGAGCAGGAGGCCUUUCUGCGGGACUUAGCGGAGGGAAGGAAAGAUGACAUAGGCGGUAAGCGGGAAUGGGCCCAGCGAAUCCAGCUGGUGGAGGGACGGAAACCGGGGGCACCAUCGGUGAGCUCAACCAGGGCCCGAGAAGCAGUCGCCGCAAACCCCCAGGAUCUGGACUGGCUGGUCCCGUCGAGCAUUCAGGAGAUGAUUCUGUCUGAACGACUCUACGCGAACUAAUCGACAGCGGCCUGGCCGGUCAAGCGCAUACCCGCUGCCUCGCGCGAUUGCGGUCCGUCAGUCGCAACCACUGUAAAUCUUUUUUCAUACUACGUAUACACAUAGACAGCGCAUUUCAACAUUCUGCAUGCCAGAAACCAAUUUGCUUUUUAGCUCAGCGACGACCAUAACACCAUGCCCAAAGCGACGCCCUCAUCCGUGUGUUUGGCGGACAUUAUCGUACAUACAUAAAUCUUCGAUGGAUCUUCAGGCCCUGCAGAAUGGGCCCAAUCU